AUUAUAUACUUUCAGGUGCUUGGGGCGCCUUAACAAUACUUGGUUUGAUUGUGCAGUUUCGUAUGUCAAAAGGGAAACCCGUGUUGCCAAAUGAAGCUCCUCGUAAAAAACGAAAACGAAAGACGCGUCCCAGAAUCACACAGAUAGUAUCCAGAGCUCCAAUAGACAAUAGAGAUGACCGCCUACCCAUCUUAGUAAAUUCUAGACAUGAAAAUAGAACAGCAUUUGACAACCAAAUUGAUGAAGAACAGUUACCAGUAUUGAUUCAAUCAAACCCGCGUGUUCCUCGAAAUAAUGGCAGUCAACAGUACACGACAAGACAUGGGACUAAUGUUGUUUGUUAA
Paramuricea clavata is the source of this 344-nucleotide messenger RNA. NCBI's taxonomy places the organism in Eukaryota, Metazoa, Cnidaria, Anthozoa, Malacalcyonacea, Plexauridae. The record is from the annotation of a GenBank genome assembly.